AUGCGGAGCACCCUCCGCAGCCCGAGCCCGGGCAGGGCCGGCGGGAGCCCCCGGAAGUCGGUGAGGAUCAGGCCAGCCGCGGACUUCAGCAACCUCCUGGACGUGGACGGGGACGGGGAGAUCGGCUACGACGAGUGGGUCGCGGCGUUCAAGUUCGUGGACCAGGACGGACACCAACGGCUUCAUCUCGAGGGAGGAGUUUACGGGUACUGGUGGCCACGGCGCUCUCCUCGACGCCAUCGACACCAGGCGCAAGGGUGGACGGCGGAUCUCGUUGACUGA
This is a messenger RNA of Prorocentrum cordatum, 282 nucleotides long. NCBI's taxonomy places the organism in Eukaryota, Dinophyceae, Prorocentrales, Prorocentraceae. The record is from the annotation of a GenBank genome assembly.